This is a messenger RNA of Aedes aegypti (yellow fever mosquito), 1240 nucleotides long. It is a transcript of the gene NANS, whose product is annotated as sialic acid synthase. Gene Ontology annotation, biological process: carbohydrate biosynthetic process. The transcript has 2 exons. Gene Ontology annotation, molecular function: N-acylneuraminate-9-phosphate synthase activity. The coding region runs from base 28 to 1185 and encodes 385 amino acids. NCBI's taxonomy places the organism in Eukaryota, Metazoa, Arthropoda, Insecta, Diptera, Culicidae. The record is from RefSeq and is a predicted model, not a curated record.
AAGAAAUUUGUUAUUGCCAACGAUAUCAUGAACAUCUCGGGAAAGAUUGUAAGUAAUAAUGGUCCAGUCUUAAUCGUAGCCGAAAUAGGACAAAACCAUCAGGGAUCAGUGCCAAUUGCGAAAGAGAUGAUUCUGAAGGCAAAGGAAAUAGGCGUUGACUGUGUGAAGUUUCAGAAGUCAGAUUUGGCCUCCAAAUUUACCCGCAAGGCUUUAGAAAGACCUUAUGAUGGUCCAAACUCUUGGGGAGGUACAUACGGCGAACACAAAAUGCAUCUGGAAUUUUCAAUCGACGAAUACAAGGACUUACAGAAGUUUUGCUCGGAUAUAGGCAUUCUUUUCACGGCGUCAGCGAUGGAUCCCGUUUCGUUUCAACAACUGGUAGACCUUAAAGUCCCAUUCAUUAAAAUUGGUUCCGGUGAUGCCGACAAUCUUCCCAUGCUGAGACAAGCCGCACUCGUCGAUAUGCCCCUCGUCGUAUCAACCGGCAUGCAAUCGUGGGUUCAAGUUCAACUGAUUCGAAAAAUUCUUAGCGGCAAAGCCACGGCACUCCUUCACUGCGUUUCCGCCUACCCAACGCCCCCCGAAGAAGCAUACCUUAAUUUGAUACCACUGUACAGGCAACACCUCCCGGAUUUGGUCAUUGGUUACUCGGGACAUGAGCAAGGACUACAAAUCACGGUGGCUUCUGUGCUUCUGGGAUCCCGUAUUGUCGAACGCCACUUCACGUUAGACAAGAACUGGAAGGGAACGGAUCACAAGGCGUCCCUUGAUCCGACUGAAUUCGGUAGAUUAGUCAAGUACAUCCGGACAGUUGAGAAUAUGGAACGCACUGAGACAACCGUCCAGGUACAGAACAUUUGUGCCCAAGUCUUGACCGAGUCGGAUUACAACAGGGAAGAACUUGAUCACGCUUUAAAAUCGGUAACGGUCGAUGAUCGUAAACUGUUAGAAUCGGAAAUAGCCUGCCACAGCAAAUUGGGAAAAUCACUCGUUUUUGGAAGCGAUAUUGAACCAGGCCAUGUCUUGCAGGCGGCCGAUGUAGCGGUAAAAGUUAGUGAACCACGUGGCCUGUCGCCCACGUUGUUCGAUAGCGUUGUUGGAAAAAUAGUGGCUGUCAGACGAAGCAAGGACGAUCCCAUUCAGGAAAAUGAUCUGGUAAAUUUGAUCGCGCAAAAAUUGCUUUAAUAUUAAUGGUGAGUUUGAGAGCUUAAAUCAAAUAUAACGAAAAAAGUAUACAUUA